This is a messenger RNA of Nerophis lumbriciformis (worm pipefish), 726 nucleotides long. The record is from RefSeq and is a predicted model, not a curated record. NCBI's taxonomy places the organism in Eukaryota, Metazoa, Chordata, Actinopteri, Syngnathiformes, Syngnathidae.
AUGCCGAAGUCAAAGAGGGAUAAGAAAAUUUCUUUAACAAAAACCGCCAAGAAGGGACUCGAAUCAAAACAGAAGUUGAUAGAGGAGUUACGGAAAUGUGUCGACACCUACAAAUAUUUGUUCAUCUUUUCUGUUGCUAACAUGAGGAAUAACAAACUGAAAGACAUCAGGACGGCAUGGAAACACAGCAGAUUCUUCUUUGGAAAAAACAAAGUCAUGAUAGUUGCUAUUGGGAAAGGAGAAACAGACGAAUACAGGGAUAACUUAUGUCAGGUCAGCAAGCAUCUUCGAGGGGAAGUGGGAGUGCUUUUCACCAAUAAAACCAAGGAGGAGGUACAAGAGUAUUUCAGCCAUUACAAAGAGAUGGAUUAUGCACGGUCAGGAAAUCGAGCUCAGAUGGAUGUGACUCUGGACGAAGGACCUUUGGAGCAGUUCACUCACUCCAUGGAGCCUCAGCUAAGGCAGCUCGGCCUCCCCACUGCGCUCAAAAAAGGUGUUGUGACACUACUGAAGGACCACACGGUCUGCAAAGACGGCGAUAUUCUCACCCCUGAGCAAGCUCGUAUUCUGAAACUGUUGGGUAUAGAGAUGGCAGAGUUCAAAGUGACCAUCAAAUGCAUGUGGAGUUCUGAAACCGGAGCAUUUGAGAUCCUGGAGGGGGAAGACCAUCCCAUGCAGGAUAACGAAGUGGAGGAUGAUGAUGAAGAGGCAGAAGAUGGAGAGUGA